Phytophthora sojae is the source of this 615-nucleotide messenger RNA. RefSeq lists its product as hypothetical. Lineage: Eukaryota; Oomycota; Peronosporomycetes; Peronosporales; Peronosporaceae. The record is from RefSeq and is a predicted model, not a curated record. The transcript has a single exon. The annotation marks the transcript as partial.
CUCAAGAACGGCGAGCGGGUGGGCUACCACUUGUUUCACUCGAUCACGUUCCCUCAGAUCCACGAGCUGCCCAACCGCGUGCGCGGCAACAUGUUGUUCUGCGGCAUCUUCCACCAAGAAGGGCCAAACAGGACGGACUGCCGCGGUACGGGCAUCAUGGACCCGGGUGGUGACAUGAUCCGCGUGAUGGCAGUCAUGGGCAUGGUGCAGGCCACGAUGGCGGGCUUGAAGUACUCGUACUGCGGCCAGAUGAAGAAGCUGGCGUGGCUGCUGGAGAGGAAACAAGCUGAAGCUCGGGAGAGGGGAACUCCGGCGUUUGAGCCGUUCUGCGUGACCUGCUUGAGGGGCGUCAAGAGCUCCAAGCUCAGUGGGGCAGUGCACACUUGUAAGCUCUGCUUCGGCGCCGUGUGCAGUUCAUGCAAGGUCGUGAACAGUCUGAGCUUCAUCGCGCCAGACUCGACACUAGCACAGCGCAAGGUCUCGUUCUGCGUCAAGUGCGUGGUUGGAGCCACGCAGACGGACACGCUGGAAGCUGCUCGGGAGCAGCUCGUAGCGAAGAAGUCGGGUCUGUAUGGAUUGUCGGUGGCAUCCGACACCAGUACCUGCUCGGAGUGA